Molecule: messenger RNA, 750 nt
Organism: Ipomoea nil (Japanese morning glory)
Lineage: Eukaryota; Viridiplantae; Streptophyta; Magnoliopsida; Solanales; Convolvulaceae
Product: GDSL esterase/lipase At5g03610-like
Exons: 3
Coding region: 138-677 (179 amino acids)
Molecular function (GO): hydrolase activity, acting on ester bonds
Source: RefSeq, a predicted model, not a curated record
CCGAACAUGACCACACAAAUAAGUUAUCUGCAACAACUCCUCCAACAAAUGUGUACACCAAACAUGACCUAACUUCGUCCGUGGCUCUUGUCACUUCGGUUGGGAAUGACUAUAAUUAUCAUACAUAUACAAAGCAUAUGGAUGGUUUUGUUGAAACGCUUACCAAGAGGCUCAGCUUGAACCUUAAACGCAUUCAUGAGAUGGGAGUCCCUAAAGUAGCAGUGACAGCAAUGGAACCUUUGGGAUGCAUACCCGGAGUAGCUUUUUUAACUACCGGCAAUUACUCCAAUACAUGCGACGAAAGAAUAAACAACAUUACCAGGUUUCACAACCAACUAUUAAAACAAAACAUAGAGGAACUCAAAGACCAAACCGAUGGAUCCCCUUUUGUAAUUCUUGAUCUCUAUGCCGCCUUCAUGUCCGCCUUGAACAUUCAAUACAACCGCCCAGUGAAUGGUAGUUUUGCACAUAAAAUGCAGCCAUGUUGCCUUGGUAAAUGUGGGGAGGUUGAUGAGAGUGGAAAGAAGGAAUACAGAGUGUGUGAUAAUCCAAAGAUGGCAUUCUUCUGGGAUAUGUUUCACCCAUCGCAGCAAGGAUGGAUGGCUGUUUAUUCUGCUUUGCAGGAAACUUCCCUUCCCAAUCUCCUUUCACUCUCAGCACCACCUUCGAAAUAUUAAAUAGAGAUGAAAUUCUGUAAAAUAAUACUUAGCUUGUUUAAGUAUUAUAAUUGUGCGGAGCAAAUGAUUUUUU